Messenger RNA from Punica granatum (pomegranate), 3572 nucleotides. The record is from RefSeq and is a predicted model, not a curated record. Lineage: Eukaryota; Viridiplantae; Streptophyta; Magnoliopsida; Myrtales; Lythraceae.
AAAACGCUGGUUAUCCACUACAUUCCUCGAAUGAUUGAAGCCUCGCCGUCCCUCUGCUCAGUCUCCCCACUUCCAGGCUUCCAGCAACUCCCGCCUCUGCGGGGCCUCAUUCCCGACGCCGUUGCCGGCCAGCAACCGCCACACCAUCGCCGUCUCCGACGAGUCAGACUCAUGCCAGUCAGACCCAUGCCCUAACACCCCUGCUCACUGCUUUCUCUGUCAACAGCAACUACAGUGCCGCCUCCGACCAGCAACCGCCACACCACCUCCUUCUCAUCUCUCAUAUCAUCUGUGUUGGGAAUCUCUUCUCCAUCUCUCUACCUUGCUCUCUCAUUGUUCUUUAUUUUGCUUGCGGAGAAUUCGCAACAGAGGGCGUAGAGAGGGGCGAAAUCUGGGAGGAAAGAAGAACAGAGACGGGAAGUGUAGGGGAGAAAGGGGGAAUCAAGGGCAAAGCAUGGCGUAUACGUGAGUUUUGUCCACCAUCGAAGCAAAUGAUGUAUGUUCAUUCUGCUAUGGCGAGUCCUGAGAAUUUGGUUCCAUUCUCUUUCAAUGCAGACUUAAGCUGCUUCAGUGCCCUCCGUCAAAUCCACUAAUCCCCUUCUGUGCAACUCAGUUUCUUUCUCUUGCCUUCACUCUGUGAAUUGGAGAUGGAAUGACCACGGGAGGGAGAUUGUGUAUGAAGUUGGGUACUGUGUCCUGCUUACGAUGGAGUUGGGGAUGAAUUUAGCAAACGGGAAUCAGUGUGUCAGUUUCCUUGAAAGGAAGUGGGUUAUGAUGAACUCGUAUAUAUGCCGGGAAUUGCUUUUCCCAUGUGAGGUUUCUAAAUCUUUGCAACCCAUUUUCACUAACACCUUGAAAACGGAGAUCGUGGGGAGGAGACGGAUGAUUUUCGGUCCAAAAAGGGCUAGCUACGGAAGAGUUAAUUCCAUGGUUAAGGAAGAGUCUGGCGGUGGCAGGUCGGUUGAUGAAGCGAAUGAGUUCGAGUUCAAGCCCUCAUUCGAUGAGUAUUUGAAGGCUAUGGAGUCUGUUAGAACUGGUAGGGGCAGAAAGCACGAGCAGGAAUUGGGUAGGCUUGGACCAAAGAGCAGUUUGCCUAAGAAAAAUGGCACGUUGAGGACUGCAAAGAGAUCAGAAAUGUACGAGAAAAAGAAGAAACUGACAGAAGAUAAUGCUGACUUGGGCCGGGACAAAUCUUCCACAAUUGAGGAAGAUUGGUUGCGGCACGGUGAUGUUGAGGAGAAGAGACUUGGUGUAGAUAAUGAAAGAACUCUUGAAAUUAUGGAAUGGAGUGAAGAAGAUACCAAUGAAGAACAAGGAGGUAGUCUCAGUAGCAAUGGAGUUUAUGAAAAAUUGCAGGACAACAGCAAAAGAGCUGAAGAAGGUCUUGAUCAAAGAUUAAGUUGGCGAAAGGUGAGGAUGUCUAAGGCCCAAAAGGGUGCAAAGUAUGAAGUUGAUGAUUCUGAGUUUGAGGUGGAAAGGGCUGCCUUCAGAAAUUUUGGUGAUGCAGAUGAUGUAGUGGUUAAGCCACCAGUUUCACGAGUGGAAAUGGAGCAGAGGAUCCAGAAGCUAGCACAGGGGUUAAAUGGUGCAGAGAUAGACAUGCCAGAAUGGAUGUUUGCUAAGAUGAUUCGGAGUGCAAAAAUCAGAUUUUCAGAUCAUUCCAUAAUGAGAGUUAUCCAGUUACUGGGAAAAUUAGGAAAUUGGAGGCGUGUCCUACAAGUCAUCGAGUGGCUUCAGAAGCAGGAGCGCUUCAAGUCACAUAAACUCAGGCAUAUUUACACAGCUGCGCUUGACGUUCUUGGGAAGGCAAGAAGACCAGUUGAGGCACUAAAUGUGUUUAACUCAAUGCAGCAACAAAUUUCCACAUAUCCUGAUUUGGUGGCCUACCAUUCUAUUGCUGUAACUCUGGGACAAGCAGGGCAUCUGAAGGAACUCUUGGAUGUGAUUGAAAUUAUGCGUGCUCCUCCUAAGAAAAAGUUCGAAGCAAGCACGAUCAUGGAGUGGGACCCUCGACUGGAACCAGAUAUUUUUGUCUACAAUGCAGUGCUUAAUGCUUGUGUCAAUCGGAAACAAUGUGAAGGGGCUUUUUGGGUACUGCAGCAAUUAAACCAACAAGGGCAGACUCCUUCCUCCGCAACAUAUGGACUCGUCAUGGAGGUGAUGUUUGCCUGUGGCAAAUACAAUUUGGUUCAAGAAUUCUUCCGAGAAGCGCAGAAAUCAGGAACCCCAAAUGCCUUAACAUACAGAGUUCUUGUUAAUUCUCUCUGGAAAGAAGGCAAAACAGAUGAGGCAGUAUUAGCUGUUGAGGAGAUGGAAGGACGGGGCAUAGUAGGCUCUGCUGCUCUAUACUAUGACCUUGCUCGCUGUCUUUGCACUGCGGGAAGGUGCCAAGAAGCUCUCGAGCAGAUCGAGAGGAUCUGUAAGGUUGCUAGCAAGCCUCUAGUAGUCACCUAUACUGGUCUAAUCCAAGCUUGCAUGGAUUCUGGGAACAUCCAAGAUGGGGUAUCGAUCUUUCAACAAAUGGAGCAGCACUGCUCCCCAAAUCUCGUCACUUGCAACAUAAUGCUGAAAGCUUACCUUGGAAACAACAUGUUCGAGGAUGCAAAGAAACUGCUCUUCAAGAUGCUAGAUGAUGGAAGUCAUAUCAGUAAUAGAUCUGAUUACCGGGUGCGAGUUGUACCUGAUGCCUAUUCAUUCAACACUAUGUUAGAUGCAUGUGUUGCAGAGAAGAGAUGGGAAGAUUUGGAGUUCGUCUAUAAGAAGAUGCUGAGCCAUGGUUUCCAUUUCAAUUUGAAACGCCACCUUCAUGUGGUCUUGGAAGCUUCAAGAGUUGGAAAGCGUGAAUUACUGGAAACUACUUGGAACCAGUUUGUCCAGUCUGGUUGCUCCCUCCCAUCUGCUCUCGUGAAGGAACGCUUCAUCACAAUGCUCGAGAAAGACGACACUUCUGGGGCUCUCUCCGCUAUUAUUAGCCCUCUGACUAGUGAAUCACUCAGUAGUCUCACCAAGAAGGCAUGGUUGAAGUUGUUCAAGGAAAAUGCUCAACGGUUCCGACGAGACACACUUGCCCGUCUAACUCGCGAGAUUAGGGUUCAUAUGGCCUCAACUGCGUUACCGGCCCUGGGGUUGCAGAAUUUAGUUGCAUCCUGUGACGAGUUCAUAAGCACUGGUUGGUGAUCUUACACCAACUCAAUAUAUCAUGUGGUCCGGUAUUGCUCCAUUGAUUAUUGGAAGAGUGGGAUCGAUGUCCUACAGAGAUGUCAUUCACAGAGGAUUAUCGUGCGAUAAAUGUUUUAUCCAAGUCUCGGGCUUUUCUGAAAUGCGAAAAUGAUGAUACUCCUAAACGGUCUACCAGUACACAUGUAAUCGUAACCUUGCAAUAGGUUCACCAGAAUAUAGAUAGCUCGUGUAUCAUAGAAUUAACUGUUUGAAAUCGAUAAUCAUCUAGGCUUGUAAUUUUGAUAGUUCUUUUAGUUUCUUUUCUUUUUUUUUUGCUUGAAACUUUUCAUCGUAUAGUUAACUCAUUGUUGAAAAUAUAUGUAAAAUUAAGAACGAAGAAAGAUGAAAGACCA